CUGGCGGAGGUGUGAGGCACUGGGACACAGACACAAGGCAACACCGAACUUUCACAACGGCGAGGAACUCCGGAAGCACAAACAAGAGAGAUGGGAGACGACCGUCCCUUUGUGUGUAGUGCUCUUGGCUGUGGGCAGCGUUUUACAAAUGAAGACCAUUUGGCUGUACAUAAGCAUAAACAUGAAAUGACUCUAAAGUUUGGACCAGCAAGGACAGACUCUGUGAUCAUUGCAGAUCAAACCCCAACCCCUACACGCUUCCUAAAGAAUUGUGAAGAAGUGGGACUGUUUAAUGAGAUUGCCAGCUCAUUUGAACAUGAUUUCAAAAAGGGAGCAGAGGAUGAUGAUGACAAGAAGAGUGCAGGACCACUGGAUAUGUCUCUCCCAUCUACCCCUGACAUAAAAAUCAAGGAAGAGGAACCAGUAGAAGUGGACUCGUCCCCUCCUGACAGUCCAAAUUCUCUUGCUGAAGAAAAGGUGCCACUGAAGCCACAGGUCAGCUCUACUCCCACUCCGACAAUAGUUCGACCUGGCUCUCUACCCCUCCACCUGGGCUACGACCCCCUGCAUCCUACACUGCCUUCCCCCACGUCUGUCAUCACACAGGCUCCGCCAUCCAACAGACAGCUGGGUUCGCCUGGCAGUUCUGUCCCACUAAUGAUGCAUCUGGGAAAUGGGCAUACUGUCCCUUUCCUGCCAGGUCCUCAUGUGCAGAUGCCAUCGGUUAUAUCGCUGGCAAGGCCUCUAUCCAUGGUUCCUAACAUUCCUGGAAUCCCUGGUCCCCCGGUGAUUGGUGGUUCUGGACAUUUAUCUCCUUCAAGCUAUUCUGCUCAUUCAGAGGCCAAAAUGAGACUGAAAGCCUCCCUAACCCAACAGGCUCCAUCUUCUCUAAAUGGAGGCAUGGCAAUGGUUACAUCACGACCUGAACAGAGCCAGAUACUUGUCCAGCACCCAGAUGCCCCAUCUCCUGCACAACCUCAGGUUUCCCCUGCACAGCCCACUCCAAGUACAGGAGGUCGAAGGCGCAGAGCAGCCGAUGAGGAUCCAGAUGAGCGCAGACAGAGAUUUCUAGAACGAAAUAGAGCAGCUGCCUCCCGUUGCCGUCAGAAGCGCAAGGUCUGGGUGUGCUCUCUGGAGAAGAAGGCAGAAGAGCUUACCACUCAAAAUGUCCAGCUUAAUAAUGAGGUGACGCUUCUUAGGAAUGAAGUAGCCCAGUUAAAGCAGCUGCUGCUGGCACACAAGGACUGUCCUGUAACAGCACUGCAGAAGAAGAAUCAAGUUUAUUUGGAAAACUUAAAGGACACCUGUGACGCAACUGGAUCUCCAGGGCCAGUCACUCAGCACAGCUCCUUGACUGCUGCCUCCCCCAAUGGCCUCCGUUCUCCGGCUGAACACAUGGCCACCUCUGUGCUCACACAAAUGGCCAGCCAAAGGACAGAUGGCCACAGUCAAAUUAUGCAAUCACACGUCAUCAUGUCACCACAGUCCCAGGCAACCAGCAGAUGAUGUAACAAUGUUAUUUGACCUAGAACUAACCAGUGGAACUUCUCAGCCCGAGAGACUGAGCAACAAAAAAACUAAGCCCCAGUAACGAAUGGGCGGAUCCGGAUUAUAAAUAUAUAAGCAUAUAUAUUUGGUUUUUAAAGUUCGGUAAGGGGUGUGUAGGGAGACUUUGAAUACACGUACAGAGAUGCGCAGAUUUCAAGUGAUUAAAGCACUAACGUAAAGAUCCCAACAGGUCAAAGCACUAACAUACUGGCAAUCGUGAAAACAAGGGCUUCAUGCACUAAUGGACAUGCUUUAAAGACACCAAAACACACACCAUGUGGCCUACUAGAAUUGCAGUCCUGAUGUUUACUUGAGCAAAUGGGACUUCAACAUAAGGUUUAAGCAUUUCAGUGCCAGCAGGGUGGGUUUUUCCCCUGGUGCUCCUUGCCUGAGCACUGCACCUUCCCUUAUUAUCAGGUCCACUAUUACAGUCUACCUUAUUACUCAGAGCAACUCUUCCACAUCUCUUCUCUUCAUAUUCGGAAAAAGCAGUGGCUUCCAGCCUUUAACUGUCCAUGGCAUUUCAUUGUUGUGGCAACUCAGUGGAUACAUAUUAUGGUCAAGAGAUCCGACUAUCUACUUCAUCAGAUAUCACCUUUAUUAGGGAUUGUUUUGAAAAUGAUUUUAAAGCAUGCAAGGUUCUGAAGGGACCCACGACACAUUGCGGAGCAAUACGUAGCAGGCCCCUGCACCUAUGCAAGGAUUCAUGGAGUCAUGGCCUUUUCAAGCCAUUUAUAUAAGACAAGGAGCAGCUUUCUGAACGUCCUGCAGCACUAGCUAUUGUCAGUGCAACUUGGAUUUAACAAGGCACUCUCCAUUGCUUUAGUUUUCUAACAGCUGAACUGUGAUUGCUGUUCUUGUUAAGGAUGCUGGGUAGUUCAGUCUUCCAUGGAGACGUGUGUCCUAUUUUAACCCCUAGAUUUUACCAUUUUGAAGCCUGUCUCAAACACUAAAUAUAGCCAGCCUUGUACUCUUUGGAGUUUUCAGUAAGUCUUCCAUUCUGCUUCUAAGUGACUGAUACUCACUCCUGAGGAUUCUGCCAGAUAAAGGAAAUUCACCUUUCAGUGUAGGUCUAUGUGUUAAAAGACUAAAUAAACCAUCGCCCUUCAUCUUCAUACAUAAUGCUAAUGAAAGAGUGGAAAUAGUUGUCAUUGUGGCAGUUCCUUUUCAUGUUGCCUAGUGAAAUCAUCUGCAGAGGUUUUGUGGUGUCGGAUCAAGGACUGAACUGAUGUCUACAUGCAGGUUGCUUCCUGCUCCUCACUAUACACAGUACAAAGAGGAUUUUAGCUGUGCCCCUCCUUCUGCCCCACUUAUACAUGUAUCAGUGGUGUUUAUUUUUGUUGUUUUUCAAGCUCUUGCUUUUCUCUGUUUCAGGUAUUUGGCUAUGCACCGUGAGAGUCCUUUGUACAGAACUCUCUCGCAUUGUAAUCACAGCAAGGGAUGUCAUGGUUCUUGAUGAAUCCUAAUCCUCUCCCUUUGCUUUUUUUGUGCCUCUUCCUUGUAGUCAAGGAUAAAAACUAUGUUUUAGUGAGUGCUGCGUGAUAAUCUUACAGAGAUCAUUUGCCAGCUUUUAUUAACAGGUAGAGGAGCAAUGUUUCCUCAGUGAAGAUGCUUACAUUCUCAUGUGGAUCUUUUUAAAUAACUUUAAAAAUGUACCUAGUGUUGCAGGAAGGUCAGCGCAGCAUCCAUUUCUGUUGAAUGGUUUCAUUGGGUGAAUGGUGGGAUAGGUGGUGUUUCUUUUUUUAACAGCUGAUGGUC
Xenopus tropicalis (tropical clawed frog) is the source of this 3306-nucleotide messenger RNA. It is a transcript of the gene atf7, whose product is annotated as activating transcription factor 7. The record is from RefSeq and is marked provisional. Gene Ontology annotation, cellular component: nucleus. Gene Ontology annotation, biological process: regulation of DNA-templated transcription. Lineage: Eukaryota; Metazoa; Chordata; Amphibia; Anura; Pipidae. Gene Ontology annotation, molecular function: DNA binding; DNA-binding transcription factor activity; sequence-specific DNA binding.